CUCGAACCAGGCUACUAGGCCAUUUGGAAAUACUCUCUAAUCGGAAACCAGAGAUUGAAGCAGAGACAGACGUGGUCGUUGACUGUGUUUUAGCGCUCUGAGGAAGAUGCAUCCGAUAAACGCAGUGAUGGCGGCUCGGAUGCUAAGUCAAUCAGUCGCACAAUUCAACGGUUUUGAACCCGAGAUACCGUUCGGAUCGGUUUGGUGGUUCGUGUACGCCGGAGUUUCGUGCGUGCUUGUCCUCUUCGCUGGCAUAAUGUCCGGCCUCACCCUCGGUCUCAUGUCUAUCAACCGCGUUGACCUUGAGAUCCUCCAGCGAAGUGGGACCCCCUCCGAGAAGAAACAAGCAGCCCAAAUUCUUCCGGUGGUUCAAAAGCAGCACCAGCUUCUAGUGACGUUACUACUGUGCAAUGCCGCAUCCAUGGAGGCCCUUCCAAUAUAUCUGGAUAAGAUGUUCAAUCAGUAUGUUGCUAUUAUACUUUCUGUGACUUUCGUUCUGGCUUUCGGCGAGGUGAUUCCACAAGCUAUAUGCACCAGAUAUGGACUUGCUGUAGGUGCCAAUUUUGUGUGGCUUGUGAGAAUUUUGAUGGUAGUUUGCUAUCCAAUAGCUUAUCCUAUUGGGAAGAUCCUCGACUGGGUUUUGGGACAUCAUGAAGCUCUAUUCAGGCGAGCUCAGUUGAAAGCCCUAGUUUCUAUCCACAGCCAGGAGGCUGGCAAGGGAGGUGAACUCACGCAUGAUGAGACAACAAUUAUUAGUGGAGCAUUGGACUUGACUGAAAAGACUGCUGAGGAGGCUAUGACUCCUAUUGAAUCAACUUUCUCCUUGGAUGUAAAUUCUAAGUUGGAUUGGGAGGCGAUGGGAAAGGUUCUGGCAAGGGGUCAUAGCCGGGUUCCUGUCUAUUCUGGGAAUCCGAAAAAUAUCAUUGGACUUCUUUUGGUAAAAAGCCUUCUCACCGUACGACCUGAAACGGAAACACCAGUCAGUGCAGUCUCAAUCAGGAGAAUUCCACGAGUUCCGGCUGAUAUGCCUUUGUACGAUAUAUUGAACGAGUUUCAAAAAGGCAGCAGCCACAUGGCUGCUGUAGUGAAGACUAAAGGGAAAAGCAAGGCUCUGCCACCAACGUUUGAUGGAGAAAAACCUGCAGAAAACAAAGAGACUUGUGCAGGGGAUUCCCAAUUGACUACUCCUUUGCUAUCUAAUCAAGAUGAAAGGUCAAUGAGUGUUGUUGUUGAUAUUGAUGGGGCUUCUAGGCCAAACACUGUGAAUUGGCAGGCCUCUGUACAACGGAAUGAUGUAGCAACAAACGGAUUGCCUCAGUUGGAGGAUAUUGAUGAUGGUGAAGUCAUUGGCAUCAUCACCUUGGAAGAUGUGUUCGAAGAACUUCUGCAGGAAGAGAUUGUGGAUGAAACAGAUGAAUACGUUGAUGUACAUAAAAGAAUUCGUGUGGCUGCAGCUGCUGCUGCUUCAUCAGUGGCACGGGCUCCAUCCAGUCGAAGGUUAACUGGCCACAAAGGAGCAGGAGGCCAAAGUAAACCGGGGCAAACUCCAAAGAAAUCCGAGAAUGAUUCAAGUAUCCCAAAGUUACCAGGGACUGGUGGCGAGCCUUUCCUUGGAAACAAGAGAUGAACAGGUCAUACAGUUAUUGUAACAUAACAAUGGUACUAACGGUACAGGACCCUGUGACGUGCUAGGACCUCUUCAGCAUAAAUUAAUUAGUUAUCCGGAUGUGAAUAUCGAAAGGAUUGCAGGUGCCCUGAGUUACAUUUUGGAAGAGGCGUCGAAUCUGUGGUUGUUGAUAUCAAUAUAGUAUAUUUUUCGUAAUACCAGUGCUACUGGAUGUAGGAAUCAGAUAGAACCACGAGUUUCUCCUACUUUCAAUAAAACUAACAUGGUUAUUUCUGGCAAAGGACCCCCUGUUUGAAUUUUGAAAUUACAUGUUGUCAAUUGUUAGUUUCAGUUUGUAUUAUGUCAAUAUUUUGUUAUUCAGAAGAACAAUAGAGAGAAAGGUUAGGAGCUGGUGAACAUAAUCGCAGGAGGAGCUGUUGCUUAUUUUA
Messenger RNA from Tripterygium wilfordii, 2055 nucleotides. Its product is annotated as DUF21 domain-containing protein At4g14240-like. Lineage: Eukaryota; Viridiplantae; Streptophyta; Magnoliopsida; Celastrales; Celastraceae. The record is from RefSeq and is a predicted model, not a curated record. The transcript has 14 exons. The coding region runs from base 107 to 1627 and encodes 506 amino acids. Gene Ontology annotation, cellular component: intracellular membrane-bounded organelle. Gene Ontology annotation, biological process: magnesium ion homeostasis.